UUAACGUCACUGCGUCGUAUCGGGGGUGACGUCAUGACGCCGUUGCCCCGCUGGUGGUGGUGGUGAAGCGGAGCCGCUGUCGGGCAGAGGGUUACAGGGAGGAGACGGCCCGGCCCCACAAGCGAUGAGCCCGUGCCUGGACCGUCAGUGUACCUUCGCCAUCCUGGUGACCUCGCAGCUCCUGUUCCUGGUCUACUACUCCUUCGGGGGGCUCCAGAGCAUCGCCAGCUUCUUCAGCUGGAGCGGCCAGCCCAUCUGGGACUACACCAUCACCCACGACGUCUACACCAACCUCAGCCUGAUCCAGCAGCCGCUCUCAGGGAGUCACUCACUGCCCGACUGCCCCAAAACAUCCCCCUACCUGGUCGGCCCCCUGUCGAUCCAGUUUGAGCAGGUGCCCCCUCUGGCUGGGAUCGCGGCCCGGAACCCGCUGGUGCAGGCGGGGGGGUUUUACUCGCCCCCUAACUGUGUGCCCCGGUACCGCACGGCCGUCAUCGUGCCCCACCGCAACAGGGAGACCCACCUGCGCCACUUCCUUUACUACCUGCACCCGUUCCUACAGAGGCAGCUGCUGCAGUACGGCAUCUACAUCAUCCACCAGGCCGGGAACCAGACCUUCAACCGAGCCAAGCUCCUCAACGUCGGGGUCAAAGAGGCGCUGCGGGACGAGGAGUGGGACUGUCUCUUCCUGCACGACGUCGACCUGAUCCCAGAGAACGAUCACAACCUCUACGUCUGUGACCCUGACAACCCCAAGCACGUCUCCAUCGCUAUGAACAAGUUCGGGUACAGGCUUCCUUACAAGACCUACUUUGGUGGGGUAUCAGCAGUAACACCAGAACAGUAUCUCCAGAUGAAUGGCUUCCCCAAUGAAUACUGGGGCUGGGGUGGAGAGGAUGAUGACAUCGCCACCAGGCUGCAUUUGGCUGGGAUGAAGAUCUCCCGGCCAGCCCUGUCGCUGGGCCGCUACAAGAUGAUCAAACACAGACUGGACCAGGGCAACGAGGAGAAUCCCAAAAGGUUUGACCUCCUGUUCCGGACCCGGAGAUCCUGGAAGCAGGACGGGAUGAAUUCCCUGACCUACGUGGUGCUGAGCCGGCAGCGGCUGCGGUUGUUCACCAACGUCACGGCUGACAUUGGCCUGGCCCCCAGCCGCCAAGGUGGCACUCAGCGGGUACCUCCUGCCAACAGCGCCAAGGGGCUCCAGGCUGGAGGGAGGAUGUGAGCAGCAGCUCGGGAGAGGCACCAGCCAGCCCACCCAGCUCUCCCCAGGCCACCCACCGCCUUUCACACAACACCUUCAGGCCAUUUGGGAAGUGGGGGACGGUGUUGGGAUCGGAAUGUGCUGCUCUGAACUCGUGGCCUUGUGUGUGUGUGUGUGUGUAGUGUGUGUGUGUAGUGUGUGUGUGUGUGUGUGUGUGGUGGG
Messenger RNA from Hemiscyllium ocellatum (epaulette shark), 1426 nucleotides. It is a transcript of the gene b4galt3, whose product is annotated as UDP-Gal:betaGlcNAc beta 1,4- galactosyltransferase, polypeptide 3. Bases 125 to 1225 code for a protein of 366 amino acids. Gene Ontology annotation, molecular function: glycosyltransferase activity. Gene Ontology annotation, biological process: carbohydrate metabolic process; galactosylceramide biosynthetic process. Lineage: Eukaryota; Metazoa; Chordata; Chondrichthyes; Orectolobiformes; Hemiscylliidae. The transcript has 7 exons. The record is from RefSeq and is a predicted model, not a curated record.